Messenger RNA from Glycine soja, 830 nucleotides. Its product is annotated as 40S ribosomal protein S26-1-like. The coding region runs from base 153 to 542 and encodes 129 amino acids. The record is from RefSeq and is a predicted model, not a curated record. Gene Ontology annotation, molecular function: structural constituent of ribosome; mRNA binding. The transcript has 5 exons. Gene Ontology annotation, biological process: translation. Lineage: Eukaryota; Viridiplantae; Streptophyta; Magnoliopsida; Fabales; Fabaceae. Gene Ontology annotation, cellular component: cytosolic small ribosomal subunit; ribosome.
CCUUGCUUAUGUUUUAUUCAUAUUUUACCAGUUGUUUUUUUUGGCAUAUAAAACACAUUUUGCUUGCAGCAAUCUGUUUCACUCCGCAUCCGCCCGCAGCUGCUGCAGACAAAACCCUAGUGAGCAGAGCGUGAAAGCACCGGCCACCGGCCAUGACAUUCAAGCGCAGGAAUGGAGGUCGCAACAAACACGGCCGUGGCCACGUCAAAUUCAUCCGAUGCUCCAACUGUGGCAAAUGCUGCCCCAAGGACAAGGCCAUCAAGAGGUUUCUUGUGAGGAACAUUGUUGAACAGGCUGCAGUCAGAGAUGUGCAGGAAGCCUGUGUCUAUGAACAGUACACGCUUCCGAAACUCUAUGUGAAGAUGCAGUACUGUGUUUCCUGUGCUAUCCACUCUCAUGUUGUGAGGGUUCGAUCCCGCACUGACAGGAGGAAGCGUGACCCUCCACAGCGAUUCAUCAGGCGCAGGGAUGAUGCACAAAGGCCCGGUCAGCCUGGUCAAGCACCUCGUCCUGCUGGCACAGCAGCACCUGUCCGAACCUAAAAACAAAUCCCAAGACAAAGCCUUGAUGUUAUGCUGACCAACCAUAUCCUAAGAACAAAUUUGUUGCUGCUUUAUUUUUGAACAUCAGUUUUGUGGAGGGGUAUUUUAUUCUGAUUAUCUACUAUAGUCGUUGGAUAGUAUCUUUCUGGUUAUAAUGGUGGCUAUUUUUGAAAGUGGAGCUUGAUAUCAUAGCUUUCAGCAAUUUGAAAAUGUAUCUCCUGAUUAAGUUUUUAUUGAAAUUAUCUUUUUUUUUUUUUAUUAUUUGAGAUCAUUAUAUUGUUCUGAUUA